Molecule: messenger RNA, 276 nt
Organism: Meloidogyne enterolobii
Lineage: Eukaryota; Metazoa; Nematoda; Chromadorea; Rhabditida; Meloidogynidae
Source: the annotation of a GenBank genome assembly
AUGGAUACUUCAGCAAAUAAUUCAGAAGUUGAAUGUGCUUUUGCUUGUUUACCUAAUAAUUGUAAUGUACAAGAGAGUGCUUUAGUUACUUGUUGUAGUAGAGAAAAAGGACUUAAAGAAAAGAGAAGUCCACCAAAAAAAGAUACAAUAAUUACAAUAAAACAACAACAAGAAACAACAAACCCAAAUUUGUCAAUUACCCCAACAUCUACAGUUGUCAAUAUUGUUGAAUUAGAACAGUCUGGUAGUAAUUAUCGAACAACAGACAACACAUAA